GGUUGUGGCUGGAACCCCUUUAAUGUGAAUACUCAGGCCCCAGUGUAUCCGCCACCAAAAGGCUCCACUCAUGAUCUCUUUGAGGUCGGAGAUCUGAGCGCCAAGCAUGGAUCUCUUGAGGAAUCUAAUAACUUUCAAGCCACUUUCACGGACUGGAACCUACCUCUGUUUGGGCGGAAUAGCAUUGUGGGGCGCUCUGUCGUGAUACACCUUCCCAAUGGGACCAGAUUUGCCUGUGCAAGUAUCGGCUACCCAGGUGAAGUUACUGUCGCCAAGGCUGCCUUUCGUGGACUGGUCGUGGGGACGGUCCUCUUCACCCAGCUCAGUAGAGACCCAUAUUCCGAUGUCUCUAUAUUCAUGGAUCUAUCCUACGGACAACUUUCUGCAUCUUCUACAAUGAAUCACAACUGGCAUGUCCACAACUAUCCCAUCAGCACAGAGACUGACAAUGACAAGGGAGGUUGUCUGUCCACUGGAGGACACUGGAACCCAUACAACAUAGACACCACAGGGAGUGUAUAUACUGUUAACUGUGGUCCCGACAGUCCUUUUGCUUGUGAAGUUGGGGAUAUCUCCGGCAAGCACAAGACUGUGGACCUACAGUCUAAGAUGGGAACAGUGGCAACCAAGAACUUUUUUACUGACACCACCUCUUGGUUGUCUGGAAUGAUUGGACGUUCUUUGGUGAUACAUGGUCCAAACCAAGCAGGUCCACGGAUUGCUUGUGCAAACCUCACCUUGUACCGUUUUCCCUCCGCUCGCUCAGAUUCUUGGCUUGGACCUGGAUCCUCUGAAGGUCAAGUCCGAUUCUCCCAAGUCUCUCCUCAAGGGCCAACAAUCCUAAAUAUCUCCUUUACUGGACUUAAUGCGAGAGCUGGUGGCUACCACAUUCAUAUUCUUCCAAUUAAGAGUACCCAGGAACCUUGCUCUGACACCAACAUCAUGGGACACUUCAACCCAUUUUCUGUGAACGCAGCCUCAUCUCCAGCUCCAGGGAAUGGCACGGUUGACCAGUAUGAGAUAGGAGACAUCAGUGGGAAGUUUGGAGACCUGACGGGUCAGAACAACUUUCAGAACCAGUACAUGGAUGGUAAUAUGCCACUUUUAGGACCGAACGGCAUAAUUGGCCGGUCUCUGGUCAUACAUUACGCUAAUGGCUCAAGAAUGAGAUGUGCAGAUAUCUCAGCAGAAGACUCCCCAGACGGAAACUGGGUGAUCGCCAAGGCCAUGUUUAGUAGUGCUGUAACUGGGACAGUGACGAUGUCCCAGCUAUCCUUUCCAGAUGGCAGCUAUGGUGACGUUAUGUUAGAAGUGGAUGUGCGGGCAUCAAAAUCAUCAAACUUUGCAGAGGCGUCCUGGUACAUUGCAGAUAAGCCGGUGGGGUCAGAUGGUACAUGUCCUGGUGAAGAAGAAAUGUAUAAUCCAUUCAACAUGACAAAUAUGAACAACUGUUCUCAGGUCAGGGCUUUGUCCUGUUUGGUGGGAGAUCUGACGGGCAGACAUGGAUCCAUAAGUCUUACCAAGAGACAACUGUACAGUGACAUUCUGUUGCAGCUGGCCGGAGACUUCACAGUUGUCCAGAGGUCAUUAGUUCUCAGACUCAAUAACACCACAACCGCAUGUGCAGAUAUUCACCCAGAAUCCCCUUCUGCCACCCAGAUCUUCCCCACAAUUACAUCCUUCAGCAGGCAUGAUUUCCGUAAGAGAGUGGCAGAUGUGGUAAACCUCCACAUAUCCAGAGUUUCCAUCUUACCUGGUUCUCCUUCUCAAGGGUCUGAUGGGAAAUGCCAGCAGGUCAAUUAUCUGGUGUCAGGUGAGGUGAGUCAAGAGAAGCUGAGAUCAGUUAAGACGAGCGACAAGAUGGGUGUUUUCAAAGAAUCAAAAACGUGCAUUCCAACUGGAAACACAGGACUGCUGCUGGUCCCCUGCAGGAUGUUAAUGUCCGUUAUGACAGCUGCAGUCUGUCUGCUCAGGAUACUGAGGCACUAGAUGGACCUUUCAGUGAUAACACAGCACUGCCUUUACUGAAUAAACCAGGACACAUUUGCCCCAACUGCAGGAAUACAUCAAACUGCCACCAAACCUUUAAAGAACACUCCCCAUUUUGCCAUGUUACACAUCCAUAUCCUUGUAAGAAAAUGAUAUAAUCUUGUUUCGCAGUCGUCUGGAUCUUGCUGCUCUGUUCUUAAUGGUGUUUAAUGGGAUUAAUGGACAUGUAUUCAUUGUAAAUUCCUCAAAAACCCAACUUAAUACUGUAUUCUACACCUUAACUGUGACUCUGAUUUAUAUCUGAUUUCUAUUCAGUGUAAAUUUUGUAUGAUGCAAUCCGUGUGAAUACAAUACAUCCCUUGUUUUCAUGCAACUCUCUCUGUGAUUUGUUAUGUGAGCCUGUGAAAUGAAGUCUUACAUCU
Cyprinus carpio (common carp) is the source of this 2411-nucleotide messenger RNA. RefSeq lists its product as uncharacterized. NCBI's taxonomy places the organism in Eukaryota, Metazoa, Chordata, Actinopteri, Cypriniformes, Cyprinidae. Gene Ontology annotation, molecular function: metal ion binding. The transcript is spliced from 9 exons. The record is from RefSeq and is a predicted model, not a curated record. Gene Ontology annotation, biological process: superoxide metabolic process. Bases 358 to 1989 code for a protein of 543 amino acids.